Esox lucius (northern pike) is the source of this 5774-nucleotide messenger RNA. RefSeq names its product mediator complex subunit 23 (gene med23). The transcript is spliced from 30 exons. Bases 135 to 4310 code for a protein of 1391 amino acids. The record is from RefSeq and is a predicted model, not a curated record. Gene Ontology annotation, cellular component: transcription regulator complex; mediator complex. NCBI's taxonomy places the organism in Eukaryota, Metazoa, Chordata, Actinopteri, Esociformes, Esocidae. Gene Ontology annotation, biological process: regulation of transcription by RNA polymerase II; positive regulation of gene expression.
ACCGGUCGAGACAUUUAUUCUGAAAUAUCGUGACCCGGAAGUGCUUGUUUUUAGUGUUUACCAGGCGCUGUUUUGAAAAGUGCCUUUUACGUUUCUGACAUUAUUUAGUAAAUGUUUGUUUUAAUUGAUAAAUCAUGGCAAUGUCAAUGGAAACCCAGCUCCAGAGCAUAUUUGAAGAUGUAGUGAAAACCGAAGUUAUUGAGGAAGCCUUUGCGGGCAUGUUUAUGGACACGCCUGAGGAUGAGAGAACAAAACUGAUCAGUUGUCUCGGCGCCUUUCGUCAGUAUUGGAGCACGCUCCCCCCGGACUCUCAUGAUCUUUGCGUGCAGUGGAUCGUCCGGUUCAUUCAUGGCCAGCACAGCCCCAAACGGAUCUCGUUCCUCUACGACUGUCUUGCCAUGGCUGUGGAAACCAGCCUGUUACCUCCCAAGAUGGUGUGCCAGGCCCUGAUCAGUUCAGAUAACCUGGAGUGGGAGCGGACACAGUUAUGGGCCCUGACCUUCCGACUCAUCCGGAAAAUCAUCGGUGGCGUGGAUUACAAGGGAGUUAGAGAUCUUCUGAAGGCUCUGCUGGAUAAAAUUCAGACGAUCCCCAACACUGUUAGCUCAGCGGUUGUCCAGCAGCUGCUAGCCGCACGAGAGGUGGUGGAGUACAUCCUGGACAGGAACGCCUGCCUCCUGCCUGCCUACUUUGCCAUUACAGAGAUCAGGAAACUCUAUCCUGAGGGGACGUUGUCCCAUUGGCUCCUGGGCAGUCUCAUUUCAGACUUUGUUGACAGCUUUCGUCCCACUGCGAGAAUUAACUCCAUCUGUGGGAGAUGCAGCCUCCUUCCAGUGGUCAACAACUCUGGAGCGAUCUGCAACUCCUGGAAGUUGGACCCCACCACGUUACGCUUCCCCCUCAGAGGCAUGCUGCCCUUUGAUAAGGACCUGUUUGAGCCACAGACAGGGCUGCUGCGCUACGUCCUGGAGCAGCCCUACUCUCGAGACAUGGUCUGCAACAUGUUAGGUCUCAACAAGCAGACCUUGAACAUUGCUCAGCACAAGCAGCGCUGCCCGGUUCUGGAGGACCAGCUGGUGGACUUGGUGGUGUACGCCAUGGAGCGCUCGGAGACGGAGGAGCAGUUUGACGACGGCGGCACCAGCCAGCUCCUGUGGCAGCACCUCUCCAGCCAGCUCAUCUUCUUCGUCCUCUUUCAGUUCGCCAGCUUCCCACACAUGGUGCUCUCCCUUCACCAGAAGCUGGCCGGUCGAGGCCUGAUCAAAGGCAGAGAUCACCUGAUGUGGGUGCUCCUCCAGUUCAUCUCCGGCAGCAUCCAGAAGAACGCCCUGGCUGACUUCCUCCCCGUCAUGAAGCUGUUCGAUCUGCUCUACCCGGAGAAAGAGUGCAUCCCGGUGCCAGAUAUCAGCAAGCCCCAGUCGACCCACGCCUUUGCCAUGACGUGCAUCUGGAUCCACCUGAACCGCAAGGCCCAGAACGACAACUCCAAGCUGCAGAUCCCCAUCCCCCACUCCCUGAAACUACACCACGAGUUCCUCCAGCAGAGCCUGAGGAACAAGUCCCUGGGGAUGACGGACUAUAAGAUCGCCCUGCUGUGCAACGCUUACUCCACCAACUCCGAGUGCUUCACCCUGCCCAUGGGCGUCCUGGUGGAGACCAUCUACGGCAACGGCAGCAUGCGCAUCACCCUGCCCGGCACCAACUGCACGGCGUCUGGCUCCGUCACGCCGUUACCCAUGAACCUGCUGGACUCCCUCACCGUCCACGCCAAGAUGAGCCUGAUCCAUAGCAUCGCCACGCGAGUCAUCAAGCUGGCCCACGCCAAGUCCAGCAUUGCCCUGGCCCCAGCCCUCGUGGAGACCUACAGCCGACUCCUGGUCUACAUGGAGAUAGAGUCCCUGGGCAUCAAAGGAUUCAUCAGUCAGCUGCUGCCAAACGUGUUCAAGUCUCACGCCUGGGGCAUUCUUCACACUCUGCUGGAGAUGUUCAGCUACCGCAUGCAUCACAUCCAGCCCCACUACCGCGUCCAGCUUCUCAGCCACCUGCACUCCCUGGCCGCCGUGCCCCAGACCAACCAGAACCAGCUGCACCUCUGUGUGGAAAGCACGGCUCUGAGGUUGAUCACAGCUUUGGGGAGUUCAGAGGUUCAGCCUCAGUUCACCCGCUUCCUCAGUGACCCGAAAACUGUGCUGUCGGCUGAAUCUGAGGAACUCAACCGUGCCCUCAUCCUCACCCUGGCCAGGGCCACCCACGUCACAGAUUUCUUUACAGGUUCUGACUCCAUCCAGGGCACGUGGUGCAAAGACAUCCUGCAGACUAUUAUGAACUUCACUCCUCACAACUGGGCCUCCCACACGCUCAGCUGCUUCCCUGCUCCUCUGCAGGCGUUCUUCAAACAGAACAACGUUCCCCAGGAGAGCCGCUUCAACCUGAAGAAGAACGUGGAGGAGGAGUACAGGAAGUGGAAGAGCAUGACCAACGAGAAUGACAUCAUCACCCACUUCUCCAUGCAGGGCUCACCGCCUCUCUUCCUCUGUCUGCUGUGGAAGAUGCUCCUGGAGACGGACCACAUCAACCAGAUCGGCUUCAGGUACACCACAAAGGUUCUGGAGAGGAUCGGAGCACGAGCCCUGGUGGCGCACGUCAGGACUUUCGCGGACUUUCUGGUCUAUGAGUUUUCCACGUCAGCCGGUGGCCAGCAACUCAACAAGUGCAUUGAGAUCCUCAACGACAUGGUGUGGAAAUACAACAUAGUUACCCUGGACAGACUCAUCCUGUGUCUGGCCAUGAGAAGUCACGAGGGAAACGAGGCCCAGGUCUGCUACUUCAUCAUCCAGCUCCUCCUCCUCAAGCCAAACGACUUCCGCAACCGCGUGUCCGACUUCGUCAAGGAGAACGCCCCCGAGCACUGGCUGCAGAGCGACUGGCACACCAAGCACAUGACCUACCACAAGAAAUACCCUGAAAAGCUCUACUUUGAGGGUCUGGCAGAGCAGGUGAAUCCACCAAUGCAGCAACAAUCCCACUACCUGCCCAUCUAUUUUGGAAACGUGUGCCUGCGCUUCCUGCCCGUCUUCGACAUCGUCAUCCACCGCUUCCUGGAGCUGCUGCCUGUUUCCAAAUCCCUGGAGACCCUUCUGGACCACCUGGGAGGACUGUACAAGUUCCAUGACCGUCCGGUGACCUACUUGUACAACACACUCCACUACUACGAACGCCACCUGCGUGACCGCACCAACUUAAAGAGGAAGCUGGUGCACGCCAUCAUGAGCUCUCUGAAAGACAACCGCACGCCGGGCUGGUGCCUGAGCGAGACGUACCUCAAGUGUGGCAUGAACCCGCGUGAAGACAACAUCUGGAUCCCGGAUGACACCUACUACUGCAAGCUCAUCGGACGACUCGUCGACACGAUGGCUGGCAAGUCCCCCGGCCCCUUCCCCAACUGCGACUGGAGAUUUAACGAGUUCCCCAACCCAGCCGCCCAUGCCCUCCACGUCACCUGUGUAGAGCUGAUGGCCCUGGCAGUGCCCGGCAAGGACGUGGGCAACGCCCUGCUUAGUGUCGUUCUCAAGAGUCAACCCCUGGUUCCUCGGGAGAACAUCACCGCCUGGAUGAACGCAAUCGGCCUGGUGAUAACCGCCCUGCCUGAGCCCUACUGGGUGGUCCUGCACGACCGUAUUGUGAAUGUACUGGGCAGCCCGUGCCUCACCUCCGAGACGGACUGGGUCGGAUACCCCUUCGCCCUGCUGGACUUCACCUCCUGCCACCAGUCCUACUCAGAGAUGUACUGCAGCUACGUCCUGGCCCUGGCCCACGCGGUCUGGCACCACUCCAGCAUCGGACAGCUCUCCCUUAUCCCCAAGUUCCUGUCUGAGGUGUUAAAGCCCAUCGUGAAGACGGAGUUCCAGCUCCUUUAUGUCUACCACCUGGUGGGGCCUUUCCUGCAGCGCUUCCAACAGGAGAGGACCCGCUGCAUGCUGGAGAUUGGAGUGGCGUUCUAUGAGAUGCUCCAGGCUGUAGACCAGCAUAGUCAACACCUGUCCUACAUGGACCCAAUCUGUGACUUCCUCUACCACAUCAAGUACAUGUUCACUGGGGACAGCGUCAAAGACCAGGUGGAGAAGAUCAUCAUGACUCUGCGUCCAGCCAUGAAGUUGCGUCUUCGGUUCAUCACCCACAGCAGUAAGACGGAGCCGGCGACCUCCACAGCUGCUUCCACCAGUGCCCCCCAGCCGACCUCUUCAGUGUCCUCUCCUGCCCCUCAGAGCAACCCUGGCUCCUCCAACGUUCCCCUGUCCGUAGCCCAAUAACAGCUCUGCGUGCCCUGUGCUCGUGGUCCCACUGUCCCAGGGUUCAGCGGCUGGAGGACUGACAUGGGAAAACCGGUCGAGUGUGGCGGUCCGGGUUGCAGACAGACUGUGUGACCCUGAGGGUGUUGUUUAACAUGCAACGGCGUGUCCCACUGUGUUCAGCGCCGAGGCGGUCCAGACUAGGGUUAGGCCAGCAACCACGCCGAGACAUGAACCGAUACACACAAACAGACUUCUUGUUUUGUAACCUUUAGUUUUAUAGUGCUUUUUUUUUUUUUUUUUGGAACGUCUUGUUGAGAAGUGUGAAAGGAAGAGAUCAGUGUUUUUUCUCUGCAAUCGUUGGUCUGCUUGAGUAUGUAUAUAAAAGACAAGGGUUGAAUUCUUCUUGUAAUAACAUGAGACGCUCCAUUGCCUUGUGACUCCCCACUUAAUCAUGAAAGAGGCGAUUUAUGUUGUAUUUUUCACAUGAAGUAAAGCAACAAUAAAAGGUCUUAGUACUGUGCAGUCUGUUUUUGAUAGUUCUUCUGAUCCUUUGUGUUAUCCUGUACUAUGCAGAGGGGUUCUUUACUCUGCCAGCUUAUGACCUCUGCCAGAUGUCUCUAUGUUGUAAUAGCGAGAUGCACGCACACAAAGGUCAAAUGAGGGUCAGCUACUUGAUCAAACUCCUGUUUACAGACUGGGGAGGCUUAGGGGUGUUUGGAACUCCAUCUCCACAUUGUCGGAGUGGACUCCCUCCACAGGGAGAUGACAACAUGGGAAUGGAUUUUAAUGAAGACUGGCCGUGGUUUGGAGGACCUCCUUUACAAGCCCUUAAGCAGAAGACUUGAAGUCAUGAAGUGGAUGGAAUUGAGUGAUUGUAAUUGCCUUGUGAAUUACCUUGCUCUUUUUAGGUUGUUUUAAAUGGUUAUGCUAUUAUCCCCUAAUGUUUCAGUGAGGGUCUCACUGCCUGUGUUUUUUUUUCUUCAUUCACUAGUUGUGAUAAAAAGUCCUUCAGACCUAAUUUGUGUUACUAUGCAAAGUACAUGCCAUCCUAUCUUUCAUAAGUUCCAGUUUAAUUUGGCUGCAAUAGACUGAAUCAAACAUGCCUUAAUUGUCACUGCCUUCAUACUGCCUUUAGUGAAAGUAGCUUCUUUUAAUUAUACAUUGUGCAAGCGGUCUAUGAAGAUAUUACUGAGUUGGAGAGUGAGCUCUGACCAGUGGAGCAUCACUGCACUAGCAAUCAAGAAAUAUAUGAUCUCAGGUUGGCACUCGUGCUAGUCCUGUGCUAACUGGAAUGAAGGUCAUUUUAGCUAGGAACUCUUCGCUGUAUGACAGUUUUUUUUUUCUCCUGUGAAAUACGGAGUGUGAUUGUGCAGUUUUGAUUUAUAUUCUUGUGCUAUUUUCCUUUAAGCCUUUCACCUUCCAAUGACAAACUGGAAUGAGACUUUGGAAAUGUAAAUGCAGUGUCUUUACUUAGUCCCUUCA